This is a messenger RNA of Halichondria panicea, 6441 nucleotides long. RefSeq lists its product as uncharacterized. The coding region runs from base 68 to 6181 and encodes 2037 amino acids. NCBI's taxonomy places the organism in Eukaryota, Metazoa, Porifera, Demospongiae, Suberitida, Halichondriidae. The record is from RefSeq and is a predicted model, not a curated record. Gene Ontology annotation, molecular function: calcium ion binding. The transcript is spliced from 21 exons.
GAGAUCAGUAACACGUAGAUUAACAUAUCAAGCAUGCAAGAAUAGUUGCUGUCAUUUGAAUUACUGUAUGCUGCUGAGAAUGAGUGUCCUUGUAUUGUGUAUGAGCUGCCUGUGUCUAUGGCUGGGGAAGCUCCGUGUACUGGUGUCUGCAGACUAUGUGGUACAAGUGAAGAUGGUAUCUUACAGUCAUCCAUCUAACACAGUUUCUGGUGGCCGAUGUUGUGAUUCAAGCUAUCGUGAACCAUGUGAUGGAUGGGAGCGCUGUGACACCUACUUCAUCUACUGCCUGAGGCCACAUGCCAGUACUGCUACACAGUGUCCCAGUACUGCUCCCGGAUAUACUGCAGUCAGUAACUAUAUCGUGGAUGGGGCAGACAUUGAUUUCACACAACCUACUGUACUAGGACUCUCUAAUCCAUUCAAUCUGACUGGAAUAUCGACAGCCUGGGAGGGAGCUCAGCUUUACAUACAAGUGCUUGAUUAUGAUACCUUUUCAUCACAUGAUACUAUUGUAAAGUAUCGAUUUAAUCUGAAUCCCUCCGUGUCAGUGGGAUCAACAAUUACACCAUCUGCCUCAAGUACCGCUACUGCAAGGUUUAGUGCUACUGUGUUGUGUGCUCCAUUCUUCAUUGGAGGCAGUUGUCAGUUUUUCAAUUACUGUCAGUUCAAUGCUGUCACAUGCAGUGACAGAGGAACGUGUGUGAAUGAAAUGGACAGUUUCACUUGCAACUGUGACCCUCCCUACUUUGGUGCAAACUGUGACUUUUGCUACAACAUAUAUUGCAACGAAAGAGAAACGUGCACCAAUAAUGGCUUUGAUUCCUACACCUGUGUCUGCAAUGCUGGCUAUACUGGUGUUGAUUGUGAAGACAUUGAUGAAUGUGAGGGGCAGAGCUGCAGUGGAAAUGGUGUCUGUAUGAAUGAGGUCAACUCUUACACAUGUGCCUGCAAUGCUGGCUAUACUGGUGCUGAUUGUGAGGAUGAUAUUAAUGAGUGCUUGCUAAUGGAGACAGUGUGCAGUGGCCAUGGUAACUGCUCUCACGGAAUAGCCACUUUCACCUGCUCAUGUGACCUUGGAUACACUGGACAGAGAUGUGAAACCAACAUUGAUGAUUGUGUGAAUAGGAACUGCAGUGGAAAUGGUGUGUGUGUGGAUGGUGUCAACUCGUUCACUUGUGAGUGUGUGUCUGGCUUCACUGGAGAGAUGUGCAGCACUGCAGGUGGUGGUCCAGGGAGCCUCACUCUGAUAGGAGGAGUGGUGGGAGGUCUCCUAGUGCUGAUGCUGAUACUCGUGCUCCUGAUAGUGGUUGUGGUGGUGUGUGUACGCAGAGCUCAUGAUCAGGGGAAGACCAUUCAAGACACUCAGUUGCAGGCUGGAGACAACCCAGUGUAUGGGAUUCCUGAGAACAGAACAAAUACCAUCACUUCAGAAACAGCAGAGUUCGACAACCCGAUAUAUGGCAGCCUGGAAUCACUUAACGAUGCAGACCUGGUCAAUCCAAUUUAUGGAGAUGCAGAUUUCAAUGAUGUACCUUAUGAAUUGGCCCCUGCAGUAUCAGACUAUGAGACACCUAUUAGUAUACGCAGAGCUCAUGAUCAGGAGAAGACCAUCAUUCAAGACACUCAGUUGCAAGGAGAUCUAAACACCAUUUCCUAUAUUCCUGGAGACAACAAAGAUGUACCUUAUGAAUUGGCCCCUGCAGUAUCAGACUAUGAGACACUUUUGCUGGCCAUUGAAUUACUGUAUUCUGCUGAGAAUGAGUGUCCUUGUUACAAGGCUUGUAUUGUGUAUGAGCUGCCUGUGUCUAUGGCUGGGGAAGACUAUGUGGUACAAGUGGAGAUACUCUCCUACAGUCAUCCAUCCAACACACGCUCUGGUGGUCAAUGUUGUGAUUCACCAUUGGGAUUCAAUGGUGUAGUACCAUGUAACGAAGGGGAACGCUGUGACACCUACUUCAUCUACUGCCUGAUGCCACAUUCCAGUACUGCUACACAGUGUCCCAGUAAUGAGCCCGGAUUUACUGCAACCAGGAGCUCAUACAUACAAGUGCUUGAUUCUGAUACUUCAUCAUAUGAUACUAUUGUAAGGUAUCAAUUUGGUCUGAAUCCCUCUGUGUCAGUGGGAUCAACAAUUACACCAUCUGCCUCAAGUACCGCUACUGCAAGAUUUAGUGCUACUGUGUUGUGUGCUCCCUUCUACAUUGGAAGCAGUUGUGAGAUCUUUAAUCACUGUGAGUCCAUAUGCAGAGAAACGUGUGUGAAUGAAAUGGACAGUUUCACUUGCAACUGUAACCCUCCCUACUUUGGUGCAAACUGCGAGCAUCAAAACUUUUGCCACAACAGAAAUCGCAACGAAAGAGGAACGUGUACAAACAGCAUUGAUUCCUACACCUGUGUCUGCAAUGCUGGCUAUACUGGUGCUGAUUGUGAGGUGGAUAUUGAUGAUUGUGAGGGACAGAGCUGCAGUGGAAAUGGUGACUGUAUGGAUGAGGUCAACUCUUACACCUGUGUCUGCAAUGUUGGCUAUACUGGUGCUGAUUGUGAGGUGGAUAUUGAUGAGUGCUUGCUAACGGAGACAGUGUGCAGUGGCCAUGGUAACUGCUCUCAUGGAAUAGCCACCUUCACCUGCUCAUGUGAUCCUGGCUACACUGGACAGAAAUGUGAGACUGACAUUGAUGAUUGUGUGAAUAGGAACUGCAGUGGAAAUGGUGUGUGUGUGGAUGGUGUCAACUCGUUCAGUUGUGAGUGUGUGUCUGGCUUCACUGGAGAGAUGUGCAGUGUGGUGACACAAGACGUGAGAUCAGAUGAUGCAACAGCUACUAUAGCAGGUGGAGUGGUGGGGGGACUAGUGGGCGUUGCAGUCAUAGUCAUUGUCAUAGUCAUUAUCAUUAAGAACAAGAAAGAAUCUUCAAAAUACAACGUAACUGUUAGUGGAGGAGGAACUGCCAACAAUGACAUACCAUGUCAGAACAACGUGGUGUAUGGUGUGUGUGAGAUGAACACAGCUCAACCUCAACCAACACCCUCCCUACUGGCCUACCCCCGUCCUCUAUACAAGAGCAGGAGUAUGGCUACCCAUUGUGUUCCCUCCCACCAGUGUACGAAACUCAGUGUACUGGUGUCUGCAGACUAUGUGGUACAAGUGAAGAUGGUAUCUUACAGUCAUCCAUCUAACACAGUUUCUGGUGGCCGAUGUUGUGAUUCUAUCUAUCGUGAACCAUGUGAUGGAUGGGAGCGCUGUGACACCUACUUCAUCUACUGCCUGAUGCCACGUUUCAGUACUACUACUGAGUGUUCCAAUAAUGAGCCCAAAUAUACUGCAGUCAGUACCAAUAUCGAGGACGGGGUAGCCAUUGAUUUCUCACAACCUACUGUACUAGGACUCUCUAAUCCAUUCAAUCUGACAGGAAUAUCAACAGCCUGGGAGGGAGCUCAGCUUUACAUACAAGUGCUGGAUUUUGAUACCGUUACAUCAGAUGAUACUAUUUUCUACACCUGUGUCUGCAAUGCUGGCUAUACUGGUGCUGAUUGUGAGAUGGAUAUUGAUGAGUGCUUGCUAAUGGAGACAGUGUGCAGUGGCCAUGGUAACUGCUCUCAUGGAAUAGCCAUCUUCACCUGCUCAUGUGAUCCUGGCUACACUGGACAGAGAUGUGAGACUGACAUUGAUGAUUGUGUGAACAUAAACUGCAGUGGACAAGGCAACUGUACUGACAGAGUUAAUGGCUUUGAUUGUAAUUGUUUCCCUGGUUAUACUGAUAUCAUUUGCCAGACUGACAUUGAUAAAUGCGAUGGAAUAAACUGUAGUGGCAAUGGUCGUUGUGUUGACAUGGUGAACAUGUUCCUAUAUGACUGUGAACCUGGCUACACUGGUGCUGAUUGUGAGACCAACAUUGUGAUUGUGUUAAUAGGAACUGCAGUGGAAAUGGUGUGUGUGUGGAUGGUAUCAACUCGUUCAGUUGUGAGUGUGUGUCUGGCUUCACUGGAGAGAUGUGCAGUGUGGAGACACAAGGUAAACAACACUAACUUCCUUAACACACUUGACAGCUUAUUUAGAUGCUUGGUGAAUGCUGCUGUAUAUGUUUAUUCUUUUAGCAUGUUUGCUUUCUAUACUUCAGACGUGAGAUCAGAUGAUGCAAUAGCUACUACAGCAGGUGGAGUGGUGGGGGGACUAGUGGGCGUUGUGAUGAUUGCAGUUGUCAUAGUCAUUCUCUUUGUGAUUAUUGUCAAGAGCAAGAGAGAGUUAUCUAAAUACAACCUAACUGUUAGUGGAGGAGGAACCGCCAACAAUGACAUACCAUGUCAGAACAACGUGGUGUACGGUGUGUGUGAGAUGAACACAGCUCAACCUCAAACCAACACCCUCCCUACUGGCCUACCCCCGUCUUCUCUACAAGAGCAGGAGUAUGGCCUCCCAUUGUGUUCCCUCCCACCAGUGUACGAAAGUGUGGAGGCGAGGGACGAGAAACUCAUGAUAAAUGUAAAUGUUAGCUAUGCAACCGUUGCCGAGCGUGGUGAUGGACUGGGACAGACUGGUGACAUCUAUGAUGAUGUCAACAUGAGCUGCCUGUGUCUAUGGAUGGGGAAGCUCAGUGUACUGGUGUCUGCAGACUAUGUGGUACAAGUGAAGAUGGCCUCCUACAGUAAUCCAUCCAACACACUCCCUGAUGGUCAAUGUUGUGAUCCAGGCAAUGGUGGAGGAUGUAACGGAAAGAAGCGCUGUGACACCUUCUUCAUCUACUGUCUGGUCCCACAUUCCAGUACUACUACACAGUGUCCCAGUAAUGAGCCCGGAUAUACUGCAACCAGUGACCAUAUCGAGGACGGGGCAGACAUUGAUUUCUCACAACCUACUGUACUAGGACUCUCUAAUCCUUUUAAUCUGAUAGGAAUAUCACCAGCCUGGGAGGGAGCUCAACUAUACAUACAAGUGCUUGAUUAUGAUACCCUUACAUCAAAUGAUACUAUCGUAAGGUAUCGAUUUGAUCUGAAUCUUUUCUCAGUGGGAUCGACAAGCACAUCAUCUGCCACAAAUACUAGGGCUAUUAUCGCUGUGAGUACUACUGUGUUGUGUGCUCCUUUCUACAUUGGAAGCAGCUGUCAGUUUUUCACUCACUGUAAGGACAAUGCUGUCACAUGCAGUGACAGAGGAAUGUGUGUGAAUGAAAUGGACAGUUUCACUUGCAACUGUGACCCUCCCUACUUUGGUGCAAACUGUGAGUAUCAAAACUUUUGCCACAACAUAUAUUGCAACGAAAGAGAAACGUGUACCAAUAAUAAUCUUGAUUCCUACACCUGUGUCUGCAAUGCUGGCUAUACUGGUGCUGAUUGUGAAGACAUUGAUGAAUGUGAGGGGCAGAGCUGCAGUGGAAAUGGUGUCUGUAUGGAUGAGGUCAACUCUUACACAUGUGUCUGCAAUGCUGGCUAUACUGGUGCUGAUUGUGAGGUGGAUAUUGAUGAGUGCUUACUAAUGGAGACAGUGUGCAGUGGCCAUGGUAACUGCUCUCAAGGAAUAGCCACCUUCACCUGCUCAUGUGAUCUUGGCUACACUGGACAGAGAUGUGAAACCAACAUUGAUGAUUGUGUGAAUAGGAACUGCAGUGGAAAUGGUGUGUGUGUGGAUGGUGUCAACUCGUUCAGUUGUGAGUGUGUGUCUGGCUUCACUGGAGAGAUGUGCAACACUGCAGGUGGUGGUCCAGAGGGUAUCACUCUGAUAGGAGGAGUGGUGGGAGGUCUCCUAGUGCUGAUGCUGAUACUCCUGCUCUUGAUAGUAGUCGUGGUGAUGUGUGUACGAAGAGCUCAUGAUCAGGGGAAGACCAUUCAAGACACUCAGUUGCAAGCUGGAGACAACCCAGUGUAUGGGAUUUCUGAGAACAGAACAAACACCAUCACUUCAGAAACAGCAGAGUUUGACAACCCAAUAUAUGGAAGCCGAGAAUCAUUCAACGAUGCAGAAUUGGUCAAUCCAAUUUAUGGAGAUGCAGAUUUCGAAGAUGUACCUUAUGAAUUGGCCCCUGCAGUAUCAGACUAUGAGACACCUAUUAGUAUACGCAGAGCUCAGGGGAAGAUCGUCAUUGAAGACACUCAGUUGCAAGGAGACACCAUUUCCUAUGUUCCUGGAGACACCGAAGACGUACCUUAUGAACUGGCCCCUGCAGUAUCAGACUAUGAGACACCUGUAUAGUACGUACCUGUGUAUGACAAUAGCUAGUAUAGAAUGGAAGGCAUGCAGAACAAUUUCGAUGUUGUGAAUUCUCUUGUAUAAUUGCAUUCCAUCAGUUGAGAAAUCAGCCCUUCCCCCUUUUGAUUUACACCCACGCACAAAUUGACAUUGCAAUUCACCAUCUAUUGUAUAACAGUAAACAUCUCACAGUGUAACGUUUGUACAAUCAUGUAUUAUUUUUACACCAUUAUAAUUAUUUAUUUGUAGACUGGUAAUCACUU